Molecule: messenger RNA, 1621 nt
Organism: Coregonus sp. 'balchen'
Lineage: Eukaryota; Metazoa; Chordata; Actinopteri; Salmoniformes; Salmonidae
Source: the annotation of a GenBank genome assembly
GUACGAGAACUUGUCCUGGACAACUGCAGCUCAAAUGAAGGAAAAAUUGAAGGCCUCACAGCAGAAUUCGUCAAUCUGGAAUUCCUCAGUUUGAUAAACGUUGGUUUAAUCUCAGUCUCCAACCUUCCCAAACUUGGGAAACUCAAAAAGGUAAAGUUUUGCUUUAUAUUGUUUUUGACACAAGCUUACACUUACAUUUACAGUAAUAAAAUGUAGACAUUUGUGUUGUUGGGGGGUAGAAAAAGCCAUUGACUACGUCCCUAAUGGCACUCAUAUAGUGCACUACCUUUGAGAGCCCUGGUCUAAAGUAGUGCACUAUGUAAUGUAAGGAAUAGGGUUCUAUUUGGGACAUAAUCAUUGUUUUCUGAAAGACCGUUACUUGCUUGGGAGUUUUUUUCGACAGAAGUGACUGAUAUAUCUUCACAAUAUGUUGCAGUUGGAACUCAGUGACAACAGAAUCUCUGGUGGCCUUGACGUGCUAGCAGAGAAACUCCCCAACCUCACACAUCUAAAUCUAAGUGGGAACAAACUGAAGGACAUCAGCACAUUGGAACCUUUGGUAGGUACACCAAACUCCCGGUAGAGCACAAUACAGUACAACACCAUCUCAUUGUCUCAGGCUAUGCCUCAAAUGACACUAUUCCCCAUAUAGAGUUUUGACCGUAGACCUAUUUGGCAGUGUGAUGUUUGUUUGUUUCCCUAUGUGGCUCUGGUCAAAAGUAGUGUAAUAGCCUACGAGGAAAAGGUGUUCUAUAAGCUCUUGAGAGAUUUAUUCAGGCAGUGUUAUUGACCCCCUAAUUACCCUACACCCAUUUGGUCCCACAGAAAAAGCUGGACAGCCUGAAGUCUCUGGACCUGUUCAACUGUGAGGUGACCAACCUGAACGACUACAGGGAGAGUGUGUUCAAGCUGCUCCCUCAACUCACCUACCUGGAUGGGUACGACGUGGAGGACCGGGAGGCGUCUGACGUGGAUGGGGUGGACGAUGAAGACGAUGAGGGUGGGCAGCCAUUUAGUUUUCGUGUUGAGGAAAUGGAAGCGCAGAUGUGAGUUGAGAAUGGGGGUCUUCUGUAGUUCAGUUGGUAGAGCAUGGUGCUUGCAAUGCCAGGAUAGUUGGUUUGAUUCCCGGGACCACCCAUAUGUAAAAUGUAUGCUCGCAUUACUAAGUCGCUUCGGAUAAAAGUGUCUGCUAAAUGGCAUAUUAUAUAUUACAAUCCAUAUUAGUACAUCGUGGGUGUUUUGUCAUGCAAGGCAAUUCUAUUGUGUAUUUGUAGGGUUUGUCGGCAUGUAUCUGUGUGAUGACUGACAAUGGAGGUGGUGUAUUUGUUUUUUAGAAGAGGAUGAGGAGGGAGAGGAGGAAGACUUUGAUGAAGAGGACGAUGAUGAUGGUGAUGAAGAGGAGGGAGUAGAAGGAGAGGAGGAUGAUGAGGUCAUCGGAGAUAAGGAGGUAAAGCCCUUUUUGGUUUGUUUGUGACCCAGUAGUUUAAAAGAUCAACAGGGGGGGGAUAUGGUUUGAGAGCUCUGGAUUCUGACCUGCUCUGUCCCUUCUCUCCAGGAGGAAGACCUUGGCAUUGAUGGUGAAGUUGAAGAUGAGGAGGAUGAUGAGGACGACGAUGAAGAG